AUGGCUCUUGAGUAUGAUCGCAGUUGGAUGUGGCAUCCAGAUGCCUCAGAUGAUUCCGCAAAUUCUGCAGGUCAAUUUGUCCAUUUCCGAAAGAAGAUCACCGUGACAGAUGGGCUCCCACAAACGUUGAUGGUAAAUAUCACUGCUGAUACACGAUAUAAGCUAUGUAUCAACAAUCAGCAAGUCUCUUUUGGCCCAGUCAAGGGUGACGCGCAUCUAUGGUUUUUCGACCAGGUCAACAUCGCCCCAUUCCUACACCUCGGGGAGAAUCACGUCAACGUUCGAGUACUACGGCUCUAUUUCGCGACAACAUAUUCCCCAUCAUUCCCAAGGUUGCCUUUCGGGGGCCUACGGAUCUGGCUGCCCGACAACACCGGAAAUGAUUGGUGGCGAGAACAGUUACAAAGCAGCUCUACAUGGGAAACAGCAAUUGAUCACGACACAGUACUCCGUGUGGACGACCCGGAGGACUUUUUCUUGCAUCUUUACGAGAAGACGAAGAGAUCAGGCAACAAACUGACUUGGGAGGCAGCAAUUUUGCACACGUUUAAGAAUUCCACCGGCAACUCCCCUCCAUGGAACCUCUCCCCUCGCCAAAUACCGCCGCUGAGGCUCACAAAGCUGGUCUGUGCCGGCGUUAAUAACGUUCAAAGCACUUCACCCAAGGAGGCAUGGGAGUCCCUAUUUCUUGAUUACCAAACUCCGUCCCCAGCACCGAUCACUCUCAGGGCUGGCACACGACACCGAAUCGAUCUUGAGCUCACCAAUCAUGCGACUGCAUUUCUCCGGCUACGUUUCGAAAGGCCACUCAGAGCAGGUAGUGUGCUAAUGGUGACCUAUUCGGAGAGCUACGAGGAUCCGUCGCCUGAUUUGCCAUGGACGAGAGCUAAGAAGGAUCGAUGUGAUUAUUCUCGCUCACUGAUCGGCCCCAAGGACAUAUACUCCUUCCAGGGAAAAGACUCUAUCGCUUUGGCCGAGGGAGAGGGAACAGACAUGAGUUGUGAGGUCUUCGCGCCUUUCCACUUUCGCACCUUUCGCUUUCUGAACCUCGAUUUUGAGGUUGGGCCCGACGAUCUGACAAUAGAGGGACUCGACCUACAGGAAGUUACAUACCCUUUGGACGUGCGAGCAGCUUUCAAAGCGUCGCAAGUCCCGGAUGGACCUAUUUCCCAUCUCCCAGAAAGGUUACUUGAGGUCAGCGCCCGCACGCUCAUAAAUUGCAUGCACGACUGCUAUGAGGACUGCCCGUUCUACGAGCAGCUGCAGUACGCAAUGGACACUCGAAGCUCCGCGUUGUUCACAUACAACCUCUCUGGGGACGACCGUAUGGCUCGCCAGGCUAUUGUACAACUGCACAAUUCAUUCAAUCCGCAGAUUGGCCUAACUACCAGUCGUGCUCCAUCUCACCGACCCCAAUAUAUACCCAAUUUCUCCCUGUAUUGGGUUCUCAUGGUGUGCGAUCACUUCACGAAUUUUGGAGACGUUAAAUUCACUACUCGAUUUCUACCGGUUGUUGACGCCGUUCUGGCGUACUUUGAGUCUCGAGUAGAUGAAAGGGGGCUCGUCACUCUGGAGGUCCGCCCUGGUAUCUGGAACUUUGUUGAUUGGGAGACGGAGUGGAAGCCUCAUGGAAUCCCACCCUGCACCGAGAAGGCUGGAAUAUCCACCUUUGGAAACCACCUCUACUCGUACACGUUAGCCAACGCGAGCCGACUGGUAGGCACGCUGGGGCGUCAAAGUGUUGCACACGAGUAUCAGUCUCGUGCACAGCAAAUCAACGCUGCUACACGGGCGCUGUGUAUGAGUGAUGGCACGUUCUGCGACACAAUUGCAAGCAAGUCUAGCUCCUCUGAUCGUAGCAUCCACUGCCAGAUAUGGGGUGUUUUGAGCAAGGCUGUUUCGGGAGAGAAGGCUAAUCAGCUGCUGAGGAGGUGUCUUGCUGAGGAUUCCGGCAUGAUUCGACCCUCAGUCUCGAUGUCCUUUUACACUAUGCGAGCACUAAGUGCCCUGGGCGGCGACCUUUACAACGAGCACUUUCAUCAGUUUUGGGCACCAUGGGAAUGGCAGCUAGAACAGAACCUCACGACCUGGGCUGAAGAUGAUGUGUGCCAAAGGUCUGAUUGCCAUGCCUGGGGAAGUGUGCCAAUAUACGAGUUCUUCUCCGAGGUCGUCGGGUUGAAGCCAAAGACACCGAUGUGGGCCGAGAUCGACUUUCGCCCGAGAAUUGGCUUGUAUCCUUGCGUUCGGGCCAAGGUUCCUUUGUGCUUGACGAAAGAUGGUCUACAGGGUUUGGCUUGCGUUUCAUGGACCACACAGGCCUCCGGGGAUGUUGAGAUCCGCUUCAACAUUGAGCAUAACACGGCGCAGGAGUUCGUUUUACACGCUUCACUGCCAGGGCAAUAUCACACACUUCGUGUCAGAAAUCAGGAGAAUGUCUUCGUUGUAAGGGCAGAUAGUUUCAAGAGACAUUAUGAUGAGAACACGUAG
Clonostachys byssicola is the source of this 2487-nucleotide messenger RNA. Lineage: Eukaryota; Fungi; Ascomycota; Sordariomycetes; Hypocreales; Bionectriaceae. The record is from the annotation of a GenBank genome assembly.